AGUCAGCUGUCCACAUACUUUAACCAUACAUGAGUCACAUAAUCUGACUCACUGGAAAGAGACGGAAGUCCCAGCACUACUGACGUCACGUGACCGACUUCCCGUUUCAAACUAGCAACUUUGAAACCGCGUCCGCUGCAGCUAUGACAACAGUGUGUUAAAGAUGGGAGGACUAACACCGCCCGGGAAACCUUCACGAUCAAGACCACGACGAAAAGCUUUGAAAUGUACUGUGGAACUAAAACUCCAUGCUGUCACUUGUCCAGGGGUCCUUUUACCAUCCCAUGAGGACAUCUACUUGAGCGUCCGGAUGAUGGGACAAUACCACAAAACAAAGUGUGUCUCCUCUGCCUUCCCUCUUCUGCUGCAUGAAAGCAUGGUGUUUACUAAGACCUUCUCAGGAGCAUUUGACCCUGGUGAUAUAGCUGAUCAUCUGGAGAAUGAUACAACCUGUUUGGAGCUCAUCCAGCUUGUUCCCCCAGAGGGUGAAAUUCUGGCCACAUUUGCGGAGAACACCAGAGACUUCCUUUAUCCAGGCCUUAACCUGAUUCCACAAACCCCGGGUUCAGAGAGAGAAGUUCUCAUGAAGAAAUCUGCCUCGUUCCCGGGGAUUUCACCCAAAGUGGAAUUUUCAACCAUGUCUGUUAUUGAUGAGUGUGAUAUGAAAAGUAUCCGGCCAGCUGUCUCACCACGUGGAGCUUCAACGUGUCAUGUAAGACGUAGAAACUCAAAGGCAAGUGUAGCAGAACAAUGUGGCUACCAGAGGCCUACAGUAGCAUCACAGAGCCGCUGCCUAUCACCAUACACUCACCGUAGGAUGUGUCAACUCUCUGACGAUGCCACACAGCGCCUCCGCCACCUCCAGCUCGGACCCUACACCUUUAAGAAAGACACGGCCCCUCAGCCGCCUUUUGUGGUUCCUUGUAGUCCCAACUCUUCAUUAAUUGAAUCUCCAACACCAUCCACAGCUCUACAGUCUUCACCUAAAACAAACUCCUCCCACCAGACAUCUGUUAGAGGUCAUUCUCUGCAUGUGUGUCCUGUAUCUCCUGGGGGGAAGUCCACAAUGUUCCUCAGCAGUCCCUCUCAUUCAAGAAACCUUGCUUAUCAGUCCACCCCUGUGUCCAGCAGGCGCAGGGACCAGAGUCCACUGCUCAGUCGCUCCACACUCAGAGAAAGGUUUCAGAGCCCAUCCAGUCCCUCACAAUCACAAGAGAUCCACAGACGCGUUCAGAAGAUUUUACACAGUCAUGCCACUCCCCGCAAGCUCUCCUUUGAGGAGCAGAGUGAAAAAGGAGAAUAUUAUCAGAAUAAACCUGGUCCCUCCUGCCAUGACUCACUGCGUCACAGCCAGCUACAAGCUGACAGGGUUAUUCCUGGUGAGCCAUCUGUUCAUUUAGAUAACGGAACAUUCUGGACCAACAAAGCUGCCAAAUACACCGGGAAGUCCCACAGAGCAGUGUUUGAGGACAGCCUUGGCAAAAUCUACAAGAACCUGUACAGAAAGGCAUCAAGUCCCCCACACACAGUGACUCACAAUGCACCUGGACAUAGUUACCUUUUCCAAGAUGGCUAGUUUUCCUUUAAGCCCGUUAUUUUUAUUUAUUUCCUUAUAAUCCAAACCAAAGUUUCUGUGCUGAUUUUCUUAAGCCAUGCAUAAUCAUAAUCAUAAUCAUAAUAAUAAUGUGUCCUGGUUACAUGUGCUGAUUAUUUAAGUAAGGAAUAACACAAGGCAGACAUGCUAUUAUAUAGCAAGAUAAUUAACAACAAGGAGGUGUGGCUCAGUUUUAGUCCUAUUAUAGCACAGCCAUUUGCAAAUGAUUAUUAUUUUUGCUAAUUAUAUAAUGACACACUUCUCUUUUGUUCUCUCUUGAUGCUAACACAGCUCACAAUGUUACUGAGAAACUACAAAGCCCUCUGUCCUGCUGUGACUAAUGUCAGAAAAGCAUUACAAAAGUUACACUUUACCCCUAACUGUGAAAAAGCGCUGACACUAGGACACUGCUGUUAAGUAAGGAACACCACACGACCAAGCGUACAAUUAUACAAAAAUAAUCCAGGCCGGGGUGGUGUGAAGCAGAAGAUUCUUUUUGUACCACAGUACAGCCUAGGUACCAACGACUUGCGAUUUGUCAAUGAUUACAAUGUGUAAUUUAUUAAUGAACAUAUCACAUUUUAACAGUUAGAUUGAAUGCUAUGGAAUGUCUGCAAGGCAAGUUAGUGGUCAUUAUUAUUCACAUAGUGAGCUCUCCUUUUCUCUCUCUCUCAAAAAACUGCAGCUUGUCAUUUUGUUGCCACAAAUUUGGAAGCAGACAAUUGCAUAGAAUGUGUUUGUAUGCUGUGGCAUUAG
Ictalurus furcatus (blue catfish) is the source of this 2350-nucleotide messenger RNA. It is a transcript of the gene spata6, whose product is annotated as spermatogenesis associated 6. NCBI's taxonomy places the organism in Eukaryota, Metazoa, Chordata, Actinopteri, Siluriformes, Ictaluridae. The coding region runs from base 164 to 1576 and encodes 470 amino acids. The transcript has 12 exons. Gene Ontology annotation, molecular function: myosin light chain binding. The record is from RefSeq and is a predicted model, not a curated record. Gene Ontology annotation, biological process: spermatogenesis.